CACGCGAAACAACGAGCCGAUCGGACAUUGGUCCGCAGCUUGCUCUUCACACGCGAUAGAAUUCGCAGCAAGGCGCUACAACAGGCUAACCCAUCGCAAUGACAAGCAUUAGCACAAACUGCCAAGCGAACCCGGCGUCUGCGUCGUCGGCAUCAUCUUCAGCAGCAGGACUGGCCAACAUGCAGAACAUCAAGGCCGCCCUGCUCUCCGUGCCCGGCACCCCCAGCGGCAUCAACGGCUCUGGGACGCCCAUCAAGCGCACACACACGCCCCUCGACCACAAGAUUCCCAAUGUCAGCGGAUACACGGACACGGUAUUUGCCGGUAAAGCAGAACAGGCGGCCAAAGUGCAGCAGCUGCUCAAGGCGAAAGGAUUCAUUCCACCCGACCUGGUCGAUGCGGAGGUCGCGUGGUUCUAUCAGAACCUGGGCAUCGACGACACGUAUUUUGCGCUCGAGUCUGUCGACACAGUCGGCGACCACGUCAUGGCGCUAUUUGGCGCCAAGAUGCUCGCAUACACCAAGCACUCCUCCUCGCUCGACAUAGAUCUUGAGAAGGAAACCGAUGACGGCUCCUCUGCCGUCUUCAUCCACUCCUCGCAGGCAGGCCGCAGCCGCGCCGAGGGCGAGGGGCCGCAGUGGGAGCGCCGCAUCGACGAAAAGUGGCUCAACAAGUCCGACGUUGGCGCGUCCCACUCUUCCUCCAAGGCACUGCCAGCGCCGUCGGAGGGCCGCUUCGGCGCGUUCCGCCUCGAGACGUACCGCUCCGCCGGCAGCGUCAGUGCGCAGUCCAAGCAGCAGCUCCGCUGCUACUUCCUCACAAAGUGCACCUUUGCCACCCCUGCCCCUGCGCCCGGCACGCCAGACUACGGAGACAUUCGCAAAGUCAGUGACAACGCUUUCCUCGCCAAGGCAAGCGAGAACACGCUCGCCAUGUACCAGGACGUCAUGGAUGAGGUCCUCAGGAGGCAGGGUCCUGUCAUUGAAAUGUUCGAAGUUGAGGGGACACGCGAGCACCGGGUCGUCAUCGGCUACCGCAUGGGCACGACGACAAACUUUUUCAGCGCAUUCUCGGACCUGUACCACUUCUACGGCCUUUUCUCAUCGCGCAAGUACGUCGAGCACUUCUCCAACGGGGUCACCAUCAUCUCCGCUUACCUGAACCCGCUGCCGACGCACGCGGGCGGCACCAAGUACCCGCCGAUCGAGCACAGCAUCCACCAGAUCAUCAAAGAGGCGUCGCUCAUCUACGUCCUCCCAGACAAUCCCUUCUUCCAGCCGGCCGGGCUCAUCACCGGCGCAGCAGCAGGGCACGCGGUGCAGGAGGCAACGUACGCCUACGUCGGCUGGCUCUUUGCGCAGCACUUCUGCAACCGCCUCGGCCAGGCGUACCAGUCGCUGCGCAACGCGCUCGACGAAACAGACGCACAACAGGCCGCCAUUCUCAACGAGAUCAAGACGCGCUUCCGCGAGGAAACCUUUACGCGCCAGUCUAUCCAGGAGGUGAUCAACUCGCACCCGGACCUUAUCCGUCUGCUGUAUGUCCAUUUUGCCAACAUCCACUACCCCGGUGGCGCUGGCGACGACGAGCUCGUGCCAACGCUCAGCUACCAGCGCCUCGUCAAGGAGGAGGUGUUGAGCGAUCAGCAGAUGUACGACCGCAUCCGCAAGGCUGCCAGCAACACGCACGAGGCACAGGUCCUUGAGGCGCUCCUCUUCUUCAACAAGGCUGUGCUCAAGACCAACUUCUACACUCCCACCAAGGUUGCCCUCUCCUUCCGCCUCGACCCGGGCUUCCUGCCCGAGGUCGAGUACCCGACCAAGCCGUACGGCAUCGUCUUUGUCGUCGGCUCCGAGUUCCGUGGCUUCCACGUCCGCUUCCGCGACGUCGCCCGCGGCGGCAUCCGCAUCGUGCGCAGUCGCAACCGCGAGAACUACAGUAUCAACCAGCGUAUGUUGUUUGACGAAAACUACGCGCUGGCCAGCACGCAGCACCUCAAGAACAAGGAGAUCCCCGAGGGCGGCGCAAAGGGCACCAUCCUUCCGACACUCGACGCGAACCCACGUCUAUGCUUUGAAAAGUACGUCGACGCUAUCCUCGACUUGCUCAUCAAGGGCGAGACGCCCGGCGUUAAGGAGGAGAUCGUUGACCUACUCGGCACCGACGAGAUCCUCUUCCUCGGCCCCGACGAGGGCACCGCCGACUGCAUGGACUGGGGCGCCGAGCACGCCCGCGAGCGUGGCGCGCCCUGGUGGAAGAGUUUCACCACCGGCAAAACCGCCGCGACGCUCGGCGGUGUCCCACACGACGUCUGGGGCAUGACCUCGCUCAGCAUCCGCCAGUACGUCAUCGGCAUCUACCGCAUGCUCGGCCUCAAGGAGGAGGACGUCACCAAGGUCCAGACCGGCGGGCCUGACGGCGACCUCGGCUCCAACGAGAUCCUCCUCAGCCGCGACCGCACCGUCGCCAUCAUUGACGGCUCCGGUGUCCUAUACGACCCCAGCGGUCUGGACCGCGCCGAACUCGUGCGCCUCGCUAAGGCACGCCUCAUGAUCGUCCACUUCGACACCGCUAAGCUCGGCCCCGGCGGCUACCGCGUGCUCGUCGAGGACAAGGACGUCCGCCUCCCCAGCGGCGAGGUCGUCCCAGACGGUCUCAGCUUCCGCAACACGGCCCACCUAGUCUUCAAGGCGGACAUGUUCGUCCCAUGCGGUGGCCGCCCCGAGGCGAUCAAUAUCUCCAACGUGAGCAAACUCUUUGACGCGGAUGGCAAGUGCCACUUCAAGUACAUCGUCGAGGGUGCCAACCUCUUCAUCACGCGUCAGGCACGCCUCGAACUCGAGAAGCGCGGCGUCAUUCUCUACCCGGACGCGUCGGCCAACAAGGGCGGCGUCACCUCCUCCUCCCUCGAGGUGCUCUGCGGACUGUCGCUGACGGACGAAGAGUACAUCGACAACAUGCUCUUCAAGGACGGCAAGCCGACCAACUUCUACCUUGGCUACGUCCGCGACAUCCAGACAAUCAUUGCGCAGAAUGCUGCGCAAGAGUUCGACGCGAUCUGGCGCGAGCACCAGAAGAGCGGCAAGCCGCGCUCGGUCAUCUCCACCGAGCUGUCGACGACGCUCAACAACCUCUCCCAGGAGCUCGAAGCGACGGACCUGUUCAACAACAAGGAGCUGCGCAACGCCGUCAUGGCCCAGGUCUUCCCGCAGACCCUCAUCAAAAAGGUCGGUCUCGAGGCCCUGCUCGACCGCGUCCCGCGCACGUACCUUCAGUCGGCCUUUGCCGCGUUCGUGGCCGCGAGCUUCGUCUACCAGAACGGCCCCGGUGCGUCGCACGUGGCGUUCUACAACCACCUCACCAAGCUCUCCGCUGCCGCCGCUUCCGCGCAGGAAGGUCCCGCACCACCCAACGGCUCGGCGGCCAGGAACUGAGAAAAGGGAAGCACAAGGACGUGGCAGCGCAAAGCUAUACUGUAUCAUCACGCGUCACCGGGGACAAUUCACAUGCAGACAUGUCGAGCUCAUAGAUCAUGCGA
Messenger RNA from Tilletiaria anomala UBC 951, 3538 nucleotides. Its product is annotated as NAD-dependent glutamate dehydrogenase. The record is from RefSeq and is a predicted model, not a curated record. The coding region runs from base 99 to 3434 and encodes 1111 amino acids. The transcript is spliced from 6 exons. Gene Ontology annotation, cellular component: mitochondrion. NCBI's taxonomy places the organism in Eukaryota, Fungi, Basidiomycota, Exobasidiomycetes, Georgefischeriales, Tilletiariaceae. Gene Ontology annotation, molecular function: L-glutamate dehydrogenase (NAD+) activity.